AUGACCAGUAAUUCUCCAAGAAUUCAAAGUCUAUCUCAUCCAAGCCUCCAACUCCUCAAGAAGAGCGAGUUUGGGAAGAAGAAGAAUACCUUUGGAAACGGAGAAGGCAACUACGAGCAGAGUUAUGACCAAGAAACUAACAGCGGAAAUGGCUAUGGACAACACCGGGAGCCAACAACGAUUGCGGCUAUGGGAAACACUAGGGAGCUAACAACAUCUAUGGCUAUGGACAACACCGGGGAGCUAUCAACGGCAGCUAUGGACAACACCAAUGAGCUAACAACAGUGGCUAUGGCUAUGUGCAUAUUUCAAUCAAAGUGGAUGAUACUAAACAUUUGA
Arabis nemorensis is the source of this 339-nucleotide messenger RNA. Lineage: Eukaryota; Viridiplantae; Streptophyta; Magnoliopsida; Brassicales; Brassicaceae. The record is from the annotation of a GenBank genome assembly.